CUUUAUUUCAAUGACAGCCCCCCACACAGCUCAAUGAGUAGAGAGAAGGCAGGAGACUGGUGUCUGCGUGUGUGAGUGGGGAGGUGGAAGCAGGUCUGCAAUCUGCUUACAUGUUGAAGUCUGAGAAGACAGCAGGUUCUCCAGGAGUUCACAUCCAUUAAAACUGGACGGUCUCUGACUUUUCAUCAUGAGGAGCCUGCUUGUGUCUGUUGCUCUGCUGCACCUCACUGGGAUCUGUUUGUGCCAGUUUCCUCGGCCUUGUGCCAACUCAGAGGGACUGAGAACUAAAGAGUGCUGUCCGGUGUGGGAGGGAGACGGUUCCCCCUGUGGAGCUCUGUCAGGCCGUGGCUUCUGCACAGAGGUGCAGGUCUCAGACGAGCCCAAUGGGCCACAGUACCCCCACAUUGGGCUCGACGAUAGAGAGCGUUGGCCUUUGGCUUUCUACAACCGAACAUGUCGUUGUGCUGGAAACUACGGAGGGUUUAACUGUGGGGAAUGCAGGUUUGGAUACUGGGGUUCGAACUGUGCUGAGUACAAAGAAUCUGUGCGCAGGAACAUCAUGACCAUGUCUACGGCCGAGCAACAGAAGUUCAUUUCUUAUCUCAACCUGGCAAAAAACACCAUCAACCGUGACUACGUCAUCUCCACGACAACAAGAGCUGAGAUGGGUGAGAAUGGUGAGAACCCCAGGUUCUCUGACAUCAACACCUAUGACCUGUUUGUCUGGAUGCACUAUUACGUGUCCAGAGACGCCUUCCUAGGAGGGCCGGGGAAUGUGUGGAGGGACAUCGACUUCGCCCAUGAGUCUGCAGCCUUCCUGCCCUGGCACAGAAUAUUCCUGCUACACUGGGAGAACGAGAUCAGGAAGCUGACAGGAGAUUUUAACUUCACCAUUCCAUACUGGGACUGGAGGGAUGCCCAGUCCUGUGAGGUGUGCACUGAUGCUCUGAUGGGUGGGCGUAAUUCCCUCAAUCCCAACCUGAUCAGCCCAGCUUCUGUCUUCUCCUCGUGGAAGGUGAUCUGCACCCAGCCAGAGGAGUACAACAACCGAGAGGUGCUGUGUAAUGCCACUGGAGAAGGUCCACUGUUGCGUAACCCCGGCAACCAUGAUCCGAACCGCGUGCCAAGACUCCCCACGACAGCUGAUGUGGACUUUACCGUGGGUCUCCCAGAAUACGAGACGGGCAGCAUGGACCGAUUCACCAACAUGAGUUUUAGGAACGUCCUAGAGGGUUUUGCCAGUCCAGAGACAGGCUUGGCAGUCCCAGGCAAGAGCACCAUGCACAACUCCCUGCACGUCUUCAUGAACGGAUCUAUGUCUUCUGUCCAGGGUUCGGCCAAUGACCCCAUUUUCCUGCUGCACCAUGUUUUUAUUGACAGUAUCUUUGAGCGCUGGCUCAGGACCCACCAGCCUCUGCGGACCAGCUACCCUCGAACCAAUGCCCCCAUUGGCCACAAUGAUGGCUACUACAUGGUGCCCUUCCUUCCUCUCUACAGGAAUGGAGACUACUUCCUGUCCAAUAAAGUUCUGGGAUAUGAGUAUGCCUACCUCCUGGACCCUGGUCAGAGGUUUGUGCAGGAGUUCCUGACUCCUUACCUGCAGCAAGCCCAGGAGAUCUGGCAGUGGCUGCUGGUGGCUGGAAUGGUGGGAGCUGUGGUUGCUUCUGUCAUUGCUGCACUCAUUGUUGUUGCAAGAAGGAGGUGGAGGAGAAGGAAGAGGAUGUCGAGCUUUGGAGAGCAACAGCCACUACUGCAGAGCAGCUCGGAGGAAGGCUCAUCAUCGUACCAGACCACUCUUUAGACCCUGUCUAUACAACCAAAUACACAAACUGUUUAGAAGAUCCAUGAAUGAGAAGGUAAUUUGAAGGUUGCUAAAGCCAAUUUAGUUUCACCUUCAUGCUGACUUCUCAAGGAUUACACCAAAACACAAAAUGACUGUGGUCUAAAGUGCUUUUGGGGGAAAAAUAUAUCUAAAAUGAUAUAUUUUAAUCAGCAUUCUUUAGUUUAACAUCUCUAAGAAGCUAUAAGUUCACAUUGCUGAAAAGGUCAGUCUGCUGGUCUUGUGAACGCGUGAUUACCAGUGAGAACUCCAGCUGAAGGUUAAAUAAAACACACUCUUCUUGUGUUUGCAUUGGUGCUUAAGUCAGUCUGGUUCAUGCAGAAUAACAAUAAAAUAACAAUCUCUU
Nothobranchius furzeri (turquoise killifish) is the source of this 2186-nucleotide messenger RNA. RefSeq names its product tyrosinase (gene tyr). Gene Ontology annotation, molecular function: tyrosinase activity. NCBI's taxonomy places the organism in Eukaryota, Metazoa, Chordata, Actinopteri, Cyprinodontiformes, Nothobranchiidae. Gene Ontology annotation, biological process: melanin biosynthetic process; pigmentation. The record is from RefSeq and is a predicted model, not a curated record.